Messenger RNA from Hydra vulgaris (swiftwater hydra), 1787 nucleotides. Its product is annotated as tRNA wybutosine-synthesizing protein 2 homolog. NCBI's taxonomy places the organism in Eukaryota, Metazoa, Cnidaria, Hydrozoa, Anthoathecata, Hydridae. Gene Ontology annotation, cellular component: cytoplasm. Gene Ontology annotation, molecular function: tRNA methyltransferase activity. Gene Ontology annotation, biological process: tRNA methylation; wybutosine biosynthetic process. The record is from RefSeq and is a predicted model, not a curated record.
AGAGAACUUUUUGUCAGAAGCAAAUAAAUCCUUAUAAAAGGGCAUUAUUUUUUCUCACUUAAAACACAGGGGUUUUUAUGAAGUGUUUUAACUUGGCUCUAAAUAUUGUAGUUUUUUUUUUUUCCAAAGCUCUUUUUUUUUUUUUUUUAUAGGUCAAGGAAGCUAAUAUAUUAAGCAAAAAGAGGCAAUUUUUUAUAUAAAAUUAAAUAAAUGUUUCCUUGACUAAAAAUCCUUUUUUAUGGCUUGAUGGGAAGAUGAAUAAGAGUAAAAACUUUUUUUUUUUUUAAAUGCAACAAACUGUAUGAACAUAAUUGAGUAUAUAAAAAAAAAAUUGAUAAAAGAAAAAUCUGAUAAAUAUUUUUGUUGCCAUUUUUGUCAAACUUAAUUUUUGCAUCUUUUCAUUAAAACUGCUAAGAUGCAGACAUAGAUAUGUUGUUCUUUUGUGUUUUUAAACUUUUGGUGUUUUUAAAAUAUUUUUUAGGAGAAAAGAAAAAAAUGAUUCACGAAAAUAAUAUAGAAGAUAAUACUGUUUCUAUAUGUUGUCUGAUGGUGGAGAAAAAGAAUGCAAAAUCUGUAAAAAACAUAUGCGACAAAGAAAAUCUUUUGCACAAAGACUUUCGUUUAACCCAGAUCAAAAAUUUGGUUGCAAUCCCACUUUCUUUUGAGAGCACUCUCAUAAAUAUGAAUGAUUUAUUAAAAGAUAAUUCUUCCCUUCAAAUGCAGUUUGUUGAUAGCAACACUCUUUUAAAAUCUAAAAUUAAAAAUCCAAGCGAGCAACUUGUAGAACUUUGCUACCAAUAUAGUCUCAAACUUGAUGGUUUGCCUUUUGAUGAGCUAAAAAAAAAUUUACCAAAGCGAUGGGAGAUUCAUGGUAAUUUAAUUUUGUUUCCAGAUCACUCAUUUUCUUUAAAAAUAUGGGAAAUUUUUCCACAAGAUUUUUGGAUAAGAGUUGCCAAAGUUUUUAAUGCAGAACGAAUAGCUAUCAAAUCAAAAAUAAUUGGAGAUGGUUUUCGCACACCUAAUGUCAUUCUUCGGUUAGGAAAUGACAGUUGGGUUGAACAUAUUGAUAAUGGUAUCAAAUAUGCUUAUGAUGUGAGGCUAAAUAUGUUUAGUAAAGGAAACAUUACAGAAAAACUGCGUAUUUCAUCGUUUAACUGUGAAAAUGAAGUUGUUGUUGAUUUGUUUGCAGGUAUUGGCUACUUUACAUUGCCAUAUUUGGUUAAAGCUCGUGCGCAUACUGUGUAUGCUUGUGAGUGGAAUCCAAAUGCAAUAAUAGCUUUAAAGCGAAAUCUUGAAAUAAAUGGAGUUAAUGAUCGAUGCAUAGUAAUUGAAGGAGAUAACCGAAAGAAUGCACCUCGAAAUGUAGCGGAUCGUGUAAAUCUUGGAUUAAUACCAACAUCUCAAAUGUCGUGGAAGGCUGCUUGCGACGCAUUAAAAAUUGAUUCUGGCGGAGUACUUCAUGUGCAUGAAAAUGUUACAUGUAAAGAUGAUACUUCCAUUUGCUCUUGUUCCAAUGUAUGCCUUGUUUAUUUAAAGUAUAAUGGUCAUGUUAAUAACUCUAAAAGAACUUCAUGGUGUACUCAUUUGCACUACUGCAUGUCUGAAAUACGAAAAUUGCUACCAUCGAUGUUUUCUUGGAAUAUAACUGUAAGUCAUAUUGAAUAUGUUAAGUCAUACGCACCGCACUUAGAUCACCUCGUGUUUGACUUAUUAAUUUCUCGCAAUUCAAGUUGAAUAUUUUAUUUAAAUGUUGUAAUACAGACCAUCAACAAUAACAACCUAGUUUU